UUCCUUUCUCUAAAUGGCAAAACUGGCCAAAAAAACAACGGAAACAACACUAGCCGUUAACAUUUCUACAAGAAGUUAUGUGCGUGAUAUCAGUUUUAAAUGCCUGCAGGAUGGCUGCAAAAUUGCUUUAACACCAUUCAUAAACCAAAUACAUUCAAAAACAGAAAUGUCAUACGCUAUAAUCUAAGAAUAUUCUCAAGAAUAUUUUCACCCUAAAAUCAGCAGAAGAAUAAGUAUAUUCUUAUUAAAAAAGAGUGGACGCUAUAUUUUUUCAAGCCUUUAAUAUAGAGUUUUAAUCUAAAAUGGGAGAUGAUAAAUUUGUUCCUAUGCUAAUAUUUAUGUUGUUUUCUCUACUUAGCAUAUAAAGCUGAAGAUUCAACAUGGCAAGCAUAAGAAAAAAGCUGGUUAUUGUAGGUGAUGGUGCCUGUGGAAAGACAAGCCUUCUCUUUGUUUUCUCCAAAGAUGAGUUUCCCGAUUUUCACGAGCCCACAGUUUUCGACAACUACCUGACCGAGAUUGAAGUGAAUGGCAAGUUAGUAGAGCUUGUGUUGUGGGAUACAGCGGGACAAGAAAGUUACGACAGGCUGCGACCUCUCUCCUAUCCCGACACUGAUGUUAUUCUGAUGUGCUUCUCCAUUGAUAAUCCUGACAGUUUAGCGAACAUUUCCGAAAGAUGGGCUCCUGAAGUUAGACAUUUCUGCCCUAAAGUACCAAUCAUUUUGGUUGGUAACAAGAAAGAUCUGAGAAAUGAUGAAUAUAUAAAGGGAGAGUUGUCCAAGACGAAACAAAAGCCAGUUACGAGCGACGAAGGAUCUUUAAUGUGUGACAGGAUUGAGGCCUACGAUUACCUGGAAUGUUCUGCUAAAACAAAAGAGGGAGUAAGAGUUGUGUUUGAAACGGCUGCGAAAGCUGCGCUUAAGAAGAAGAAAAAAGUUGAUGGCAAGACAGUAGAGCUAGCAUUUUGGGAUACGGUGGGAGACGAAGAAUAUGACAGGCUACGACCUCUCUCCUAUCCUGACACUGAUGUUUUUCUGAUGUGCUUCUCCAUUGACAGUCCUGAGAGUUUAGCCAAAGUCCUUGAAAAAUGGACUCCUGAAGUCAGGCAUUUCUGCCCAGAUGUACCAAUUAUUUUGGUCGGUAACAAGAAAGAUCUGAGAAAUGACGAAAGCACAAAGAGAGAGUUAUCAAAGAUGAAACAAGAGCCUGUAAAAAGUGAAGAAGGAUCUUUAAUGUGUGAAAGAAUCAAGGCCUAUGCUUACCUAGAAUGUUCUGCUAAAACAAAAGAGGGAGUAAGAGAUGUAUUUACAACGGCUGUGAGAGCUGCACUGAUGACGAACGAAAGGCGAAAUAAACGAAAAUGUUGCAUAGUGUAAAAUAAGUAGAACUCUUGAACAUGUUUUUCCGUGACUGGAGAUUCCGUUUGACAAGGUUUACUAAAGUGGAAAACUUUCACUACUUUAUAGAAGUAGGAAAGGGUUACUCCUCUGCGUAUAUAAAGCUGCACAGAUCUGUUUAUUUUAAAGGGUAUGAACCUUAUAUAUUUUGGACUGAAUCCACCCGUGAUUGACAUGUUUUGGUCUGAAACAAUUAGCUCUGUUAUAUAUACUGUCGUUUGUUUAGACUUAGUUUAGUAACC
Messenger RNA from Orbicella faveolata, 1636 nucleotides. RefSeq names its product ras-like GTP-binding protein RHO pseudogene. NCBI's taxonomy places the organism in Eukaryota, Metazoa, Cnidaria, Anthozoa, Scleractinia, Merulinidae. The record is from RefSeq and is a predicted model, not a curated record.